This is a messenger RNA of Tetranychus urticae (two-spotted spider mite), 2449 nucleotides long. RefSeq lists its product as uncharacterized. Lineage: Eukaryota; Metazoa; Arthropoda; Arachnida; Trombidiformes; Tetranychidae. The record is from RefSeq and is a predicted model, not a curated record.
CUGUUAAGAUUUACAUCUUUAAUUUGCCAACAGUUUAACAGACAAUUGUCUGUUAAUUGUAGAUGAACGGUAAGAAAGCUUUCGCUUAUCAUUUCAUUUCUGUUUCAAAGUUUAUUGACUUCAAUGUUAUUCCAAAUCAAUUAAUGGUGUAUAUUUUUAUUCCUGUUGAAAUAUAUCUAAAAGUGUAACCUGCUAGUUAACGGAUCUAUUUGUAAUUUUAAUUGCUGUUCAGUUAAACAAUCAGAUAAAUUGUGUUAUCAAGACUUGGACUACAGAUCGUCUCUUUGUUCACUCUGAUGUUAACAUUUUGGUUUCCUGAUGAUUGUAAGUGUCUUUUAAUGGUAAAUGCAAGUUUAGGUUUAAUUAUUCACAAUUAGCAACAUCAGUCAUCUAUUGAUGAUCUAGUUAACAGUCAGUAACAUGGAGUGUUAACAAUAAUGGUAAUCUUCGCAGAAUCAACUCUUAUUUAUCAACUUUGAACAUCUCAAUAAGAAAAGGAAAAUUGUAAAUUAAGGUAAUUAUAUUAAUUUUUAACAGGUCAUUAGGUUGUUUAUUAACACUAUCCAGCUUAACCUGAUCAGUUUGGUUAUUAUACCAUCGAUCAACGGUGUAAUAAAGCUGCAAGGGUCAGCCCUUUGACCAGACAAGUCUUCACUUAAAACCAUCAAAUGGACAGACUGAAAAUACUGGUGAAAGUUUAUUGUAUUCAGUCUUAUUGGAGUAGCACAAAAUGUAUCCUUAACCAGUUGUGAACAAAAUCCAAAACACUAUCAUCUUUAUUUGCAUUUAAAUUAAGAAACUUAACAUGUUUAAUGAUUAUCACAAUAUAAUUAAAUAGCUAUUUAGCCUGGUAACCUUGAGGACAUACAAUUUGAUCGAUUAACUUUAAUCUUUACUGAUUUUCUAACUCAAAUAUGUUGACUCGAUCCGCAAAAAGAUGGUAAAGAUGACUUUAAGAACGAGGAGGUUCAAAAGGAAAGGAAAGGAAAGGAACUAAAGAGGAGGGAGGAGAGGACGAAAAGAAAGUGAUACAAGUGAUAAGUUUAUCCAUAUAUAAUACGAAAUGUCGUUAAAUGUUGGGUCACUUUUUUUGUGCUGACUGUAAAAAUUAGAGAUAAAAGACACUCAUAGUUGAACUCACAGUAUGUCUCAUAGUUGAACUGUUUAAACGUUAAAGAAACGUCUUUUCUUUGUCUUCUUUUGCAUUCCUUUUUCUUUGUCUCUCUGUGUUCUACGUGACUUUUCCUUCUUUUUUCUGUCAUUUGUUUUUGUUUUGCAAAAAUGGCUACUUUUACCAAAUUAUCCCUUUCAAUGUUUCAAUUUUUACUCAUCGUUUCUUUUGUAAUUAAUGUUGUUCAAUGUGGACCUAAAUGUAACAUUAAUAAAGCUGAUAAAUGUGCUGCAGAUGUGUUCGUUUUUGGGCAUUCAAAUAUUACGCUACCGGAAAACUCAGAACAAGUUGAACAACAUUGCAAAGCACGCUUUCAAGCUUUAAGAUGCGUUCAAAAUUAUAUCCGAGAUUGUUUAACUCUAUUCCCGAAGCAAGUUGUGUCUUUAUUGAUUAAAGGAGCUGCUAACAAUGCCAAACAACAGUGUAAAAUUGAUCGUCAAGAGUUUAUCGAAAGAUCAAAGUGCUAUCGUAAAAACCGUGAAGGUUUGGGACAAUGUAUGAAAAAAUUAAUAGUAGAAUUGGCAGAAGCUGAGAAACAAAAGGAUAAAGUUCCAUUAACUUGCUGCAUAUUACGACAGUACCGAGAUUGCAGUAUAAAAAUAUUGGAUGCUGAUCAGGAACAAUGCAAACCUGAUGAUUCGAGAUAUUUCUUGAAGAUGGUUGAAGGAAACGCUGCUGAUGUUUUUGAACUUGUUUGCCGUAACAAUAGAAAAAUUGAGAAGCCAGUCAACAGCAAAGGAGAAAAGGUUUGCCUUGAAAUAAAUGAGCGUCAGGCAAAAUCAUCGAGCAGGCGAACAUUGUCUCUAUUACCUUCUUAUAUCAAAAUCUUUACCGAAUAAUCUGGUUCAUGUUCCAUAACCAAUAUUCAAUAUUCUGGUUCAUAACCAUGUUCAUCUACACAAACCAUCAACCUGGACUCAUAACCAGUUCUGAUAAAUUUCCGUGUCUCCUGUCUAACAAAACUGUGUCUCCAUGUAAAUUAAACCAAAUUUCACCCACAAGGAAACAAAAGAAAAACGACCUGUAUCCAACAGUUUCAAUCAUUGUUUGUUCUCCUCUUUUAUCCUCAAAGUUAAAUGUCACCUUUGUAAAUAAUUUCGCUUUAUAAAAAAAAUCAAGAUCUCAACAUUUUUGGUAAAAUAUUAUUUUUUGUCCAUGAUAAAGAUGUCCUUGUCCAGUCAAUACUCCAAAAAGAAACGGAAAUCAAAUUUGUAUUCCAUAUAUACAUUACAUAUACAUUUAUUAAAUCAAUAAAUAUGAAAUGCAUUUCACCUAAAA